Molecule: messenger RNA, 2635 nt
Organism: Lineus longissimus
Lineage: Eukaryota; Metazoa; Nemertea; Pilidiophora; Heteronemertea; Lineidae
Exons: 9
Coding region: 31-2223 (730 amino acids)
Source: RefSeq, a predicted model, not a curated record
UGUUCUUGAUCUUGAUUUGGAUGGGCCAAAAUGAUCAGGUCUUAUAGGAUAUUCUGUGUCUUCGUUGCGUAUGCAUGUGGUCGAAGCGACGGGACGUUGGUGAGGACGCAAGUGAUAGAGAGUAUUUGCGAGUGUCGCUCAGGAGAAUGGCGGAGAGGAGAUGCAUUCCUUCAAGGCGCCUACAGCUCGAUCAAGAUCCAGCCAUCAGUGAGGCUCGACGAUCGUCUGCAACCAGACGACAUGCUGGCGGGAUCAGGAAAGGUCACAUCAUUCAACAGAAAUGAUUGGACAACCGCAGUCUCACGUGGACACGAUAUUUACAUCGUGCUUGAAGACGACAGUGCGCUUCAUGACGUCAUUGUCAGGCGAAUACGGUUUAACGCACAAUGGGUACAAAAGGUAGAGCUGCAGGUUUUAAAGGUCGGCCAUUUUGGAAGAACGUGGAAAAGUAUUGCCAAAAAGCCGAUUCCCAAAGACGACCGAGUGACCGAGGUCGACUUCAAAUUUGCUUCUAGACAUUGCAAGAAGAACUGUUAUGGUCUGGAAGGUUGGCUGAUUCGGAUCCUGCUUCAGCCAGUGGACGUGUGGCACGUGGCAGAGAUAGAGGGGUUGGUGUUUGACCUGUGUCAGAGCAAAGCUGCUUAUGAUGCUAUACCGAAACUUGAAUGCCUCCAGACGCCAGACGGAAAGGACUAUGUUGGUGACCUAAAUAAAGGAGUGUCUGGGAGGCCAUGCCUUCUGUGGUCUUCGUCAGACUUCUAUACAGCCCUAAGGUUACGAUUCCCAGACGGUCUCUACGGAGCAGCCAACCGAUGUCGGAACCCCUCCUUCGCGACGUUCGGCCCGUUUUGCCUGAAUAUGCUCAAUGGGAAAGUAGAAAAAGAACCAUGCCACUUGUCACCUUGUACUCUGCCGAAGAUUUCCACAACCGAAACCACCUGCGAGAUGGGUGAAACCUCCUCAUUCUUUUGGGGCAGUACCGAUGGUGUCCAGGUGGCCUCGUCGGUGACUCUCCGCUCGGAAACCGGGGGCCCAAUCAACGAGAUGGAAAUAUUCUCCUGGGCAGCUACGGUCCUGAUGGCGGAUGAAGUCGAGUGGUCGGGGCUGCCUGAUCCUUCCUUUGAUCUAAUCUUUGCAUUUGAGCAAGAGAUGGUGAUCUCUGCAUUCACCAUCUUUACGGCGAAUAUGACAAAAUUGACGCUACAUCACAGCAAGGACGGCCGGCAGUGGACGCCGUCGCAUACACUGGACAUACCGGUAGAGAAGAAAACCACACUAGACCGCUCGUCCUGGCGGUUCACAUCCUCUGCUUGCCUGUUCAAGUGCAGCGGGAUAAAGGCCACCUACAUUCGACUCAUCUUGGUUGGAGUCGGACUACAAGUUGUUCCCAAGUUGGCUGGAGUUGAUAUAAUGGCCUGUAGACCUUUUGAAGAUCUGCAAUCAGUGUGUGAAUUCGGCCCAAGCCGAACCUUGGACUUGGCUUAUGCGCAGCACGUAGACUUGUACUCAAACUUGGCAAUGCUAAACAAUAUCGAAAACAUACUGUACGAAAUGAAUGAAACGCUCUAUGUCAGAGCUGACCCGGUUUCGUUCCGAGCAAUCUUGGAGGAAGCUGAGGAACCUUUUGUAGAACUCUCCCUGCGGUCUUCGCGGAGUUUUACCGUCAAGAGCGUUACCAUCCAGUCGUGGUUUGUUCGGAAAGUCAGGUUGCUGGGCAGCAUGGAUGGGAGGAGAUGGAAUACGAUAAAGCAGAAGAUUGUCAUCCACAACGGCAGAUUGCGAGAAGGUUCACCUUCUCACUCUCGAUUCUGGCCAAAGACCAUCUUUCGCCUUGAGGCAGGGAAGUGUCCGCACUCUUGUAGAGGUGUUAGGCUGAAAUAUCUCCGCUUCGAGUUUGAUGGUGGCGAGUCCGCACAGGCGCCGUGGUUCAGGGGCUUGAAAUUGGACACAUGCUUCGAUCAGGACGUAACGCCACCUACUGUCGAAUGUAAGAGCACAACGAAUGGGUUAUCGUACAGCGGCCGUGAGAACAGGUCCUCGACCGGCCUGUUGUGUCUCCCCUGGAAAGAUUCCCUGUUCUGGCGGCAUUCAGACUUUCCCGACGGCACGGUGACCGAGGCGUCGAACUACUGUAGACAUCCAGACACAUACUACCAACACCCGAGAGGGCCAUGGUGCUAUACGGAGUACGGGGACAAGUACUGUGAUAUACCUAUAUGUUGAGAAGGCAGUACAAGCACAGAAUAUAUUUGAAUAUUCUAAACUUGUGGAAUGAUGAUGUGAUUAUUGAAUAUGUUUCAAAAGUAGUCACUCUCGCAGCUAUUAGUCACCAAUAACAAUGGUUCCGACUGCGGAUCUGUUGUUUUUGAAAACGUGACGUUCAGGCAAAGGUCUUCAGCAAAAGGUGGAUUUAGGGAUCGUCAUGGUCUUAUCGAUCCUGGACUGUGCUGCAUACAAUCUGAGUCACAAAUGCUCCACUUUCGAUCUGCUCGAUGAUUGAAAAGAAGGGAACAUGCAUGGAAAAGGCAGAACCAUGCGAUUCCAUUGGGUGAAACAUUAUAUCAACAUUCUUUCAACGUUUUUUCAGUGUCGAGAGACCUAAAAGAAAAAUCCAUGAAAAUAAUACAAUGUCAUA